Molecule: messenger RNA, 1446 nt
Organism: Bacillus rossius redtenbacheri
Lineage: Eukaryota; Metazoa; Arthropoda; Insecta; Phasmatodea; Bacillidae
Product: mitochondrial carrier homolog 2-like
Exons: 7
Coding region: 106-984 (292 amino acids)
Source: RefSeq, a predicted model, not a curated record
AUAUUUUACAUUUUGAGUUUAGUUUUUUCCAUAAACUAGGUUAUGGUUGUUGAAUUCUAUUCCCCGAGAAAGUAAUGCUAGAUUGGAGGUACACUUACAUAUGAAAUGGCAAAUAAUGAUUUUUCUUGGAGUGCAGUGGUUGGAAAAGUUGUCAUAAAUACAGUGUCCCAUCCACUGGAAUAUGCCAAAGUUCUAAUUCAGUUGGGUCAUGAGCCGAUCCCUCCGUACCCAACGAGGACACUGUUUGGGCGGCCUGCACUUGCGCUGCCUAGCAUCUUCCAAUAUGUGGCGCACAUAAAGCGUGUGGAUGGCUUGGCGGGCUGCUAUCGGGGACUGGGAGCCAAGCUGUGCUCCGUGGUGGUCAGCGGCUACGUGUACCACUGCACGCUCGACUCUGUCCGCGACGCGUCGGACACAGACGUGGACGCUGAGACCGAAGACCUCUCGCCGCAACUCAGGGGAGAGAAGUUUGCCCGGGAGGUGCGGCAGAUGGCGCUGGCGAGAGCGGCCGCGGUCGUCGCGAGCCAGCCCUUCACCGUCGUCGCGGUGAGGACCAUGGCGCAGUUCGUCGGAGGCGAGAAGAUAUACGUAGGGAUUUUCGCCUCGAUAGGAGAGAUCUAUCGUGAAGAAGGAAUCAUGGGGUUCUUCAAGGGGCUGGUGCCUCGGUUACUUGGAGAACUGAUAGCACUGAUAAUUAGCAGCACUUUCACACAUUUUGUGAACAACCUGUUGGUUAAAGACCGGGAGUUCCAGUCGUACGUUUCCAUCACUUCCUCGUACCUGGCCACGUCGCUCACGUACCCGUUCCAAGUCGUCAGCAACUGCAUGGCAGUCGCGAACACCAGGCUGGCUGCGGGCAACCCCCCCUACAUGCCGGGGUACACCACCUGGGGCCAGUGCUGGCGCCACCUGGGCGCCACCGGCCAGCUCAAGAGAGGCUCCAGCUUGCUGUGGCGCUACUACACGGUCCUCCCUGCCGCCUAGCCGCCUAGCCGCCGGUCCCCUCCGUCGUCGCUUCACACUUCACACCAGACAGUACUUGGUUCUGUCCUCAUGUUCACAAAACUAUGUUCAACUCAGUUUCCAUUAUAACGCUGUGUUUAACAGAAGUGUUUAUUUUCAACUUAAAGAUUUAUUUUUUUUCUGAUUGAGAAACUUGGGGACAGUAUUAUUUCCUAGUAAAUAUUAGAAAGAGUACAAUUUUACUCAGUAAGAAAGUGUGUUUCGUGGCAAUACAAAUAACUACCUGCCCCUCCUUUCCCCUGCAUGUGCUUCAUUGAACAUUGUUGUUUGUAUACUGCAUAAGGAACAGUCAUUCAUUAUCAUCCAUUCUUUAAUGAUUGUGCGUGACAAGCGAGCGACAUAGUGAACACAUGUCUUCUGUUUUUUGCUAAGUGGAAUAUUGAUGAAUCAUAGAGUAUAGCCUGUAAAAAUGUCCAUUUUUUA